UAGGGGCGAAGUGAAGUCACCAAAUUCCUUUCUGGCUCUGCGGCGCCACUUCAGUCUUGAUAGAGCAAGGGUUUCUUCAACUAAAACCGGAGAAAACCCUAAUAAAGGCGAGGUAGAUUUUCCGAGAGAGAGAGAGAGAGAGAGAACUUGUCUGAUCUGAAACCAUGGCAAAUGCUACAAGGGGAUUGUCGCAGAAGGAGGCCGACAUCCAGAUGAUGUUGGCCGCGGACGUCCAUCUCGGGACAAAGAACUGCGACUUUCAGAUGGAGCGUUAUGUUUUCAAGAGAAGAACCGAUGGUAUUUUCAUUAUUAACCUUGGGAAAACGUGGGAGAAGUUACAGUUGGCAGCCCGAGUUAUAGUUGCAAUUGAAAAUCCACAAGAUAUUAUUGUUCAGUCUGCAAGGCCUUAUGGUCAAAGGGCAGUGUUAAAGUUUGCUCAAUACACAGGAGCACAUCCAAUUGCAGGGAGACAUACUCCUGGAACAUUUACUAACCAAAUGCAGACUUCAUUUAGUGAGCCUCGUCUCUUGAUCCUCACAGAUCCCAGAACAGAUCACCAGCCAAUUAAGGAAGCUGCCCUUGGUAACAUUCCAACAAUUGCCUUUUGUGACACUGAUUCACCAAUGCGAUAUGUUGACAUUGGGAUUCCAGCUAAUAACAAGGGAAAACACAGCAUUGGUUGUCUGUUCUGGUUGUUGGCUAGGAUGGUUCUGCAAAUGCGUGGGACUAUUCUUCCUGGACAGAAAUGGGAUGUCAUGGUGGAUCUAUUUUUCUACAGAGAGCCCGAGGAGGCCAAGGAACAAGAAGAAGAAGAUGUUGUUGUUGCCCCAGAUUAUGGGGUACAAGAAUAUUCAUCUGCUACACUCGCCCUUCCAGGUGAUCAAUGGGCUGGUCAAAUAACUGAAGGCCAAUGGGCUCCAGAAAUUGCUGCAGCAACUGGUGUUCCUGUUACAAGUGUUGAAUGGACUGGAGCUCCAGUUCCAUUAUCAGGCGAUGGAUGGGAUACAGCAGCUGCACCGCCGACAGUGGCAGGAACCGGAAUAGAUGUUGUUAUGGCUCCACCUUCGGGUUGGGAAGCUUGAGAUCUACAGUUUUGCGAACGCCUUAGUUAGGAACUUACCUUUAUCUGAUUUGCCAUGAAAAUUUAUUGAUGUUUUACAAUCGUUUUCAUUCUCUGCUGUGGAGGGAAUGAACUUAAUUUUGAUAGAAUGUAGCUUGUGAUGGGUUGGCGAAAUUUUUUGAAUUUUUAGGUGAAUCUAUCUGGCGAAAUCUUUUGAAUUUUUAGGUGAAUCUAUUCGUUUUUGUUUUUUUAUUUUUAUUUUUGGUGAUGUAAAAGGUCUCAUGGCUGGAUUUGUGGAGAUUACCGAGGGUUAUAUGUUGUCUUCGAAAGUUUCUUUCAAGAAUUUGGAAUGCCAUUUUGCCAUGAUAAAUUUAUAAUGU
Nelumbo nucifera (sacred lotus) is the source of this 1440-nucleotide messenger RNA. Its product is annotated as small ribosomal subunit protein uS2. Gene Ontology annotation, cellular component: ribosome; small ribosomal subunit. The record is from RefSeq and is a predicted model, not a curated record. Gene Ontology annotation, biological process: translation. Lineage: Eukaryota; Viridiplantae; Streptophyta; Magnoliopsida; Proteales; Nelumbonaceae. Gene Ontology annotation, molecular function: structural constituent of ribosome.